AUGUCUCUCACAAUACCCAACGCCCCUAAUGCUGGCCUCUUCAAGCAGGGCUAUCAAAACUACGACGCCGAAGAUGGCGCUGUUAUUCGCAAUAUUGACGCCUGCCGCACGAUCGCCCAGACUGUCCAGACUUCUCUGGGCCCCUAUGGCCGCAACAAGAUCGUCAUAAACCACCUCCAGAAGAUGAUCCUGACCUCAGACGCUGCAACGAUACUGCGGGAACUCGAGGUUGUGCACCCCGCGGCAAAGUUGGUCGUCAUGGCCAGCCAGCAGCAGGAGGCGGAAAUGGGCGAUGCGACAAACUUGGUCAUCGUCCUCGCGGGCGAACUGCUGAAGAAGGCUGAGGAGCUGAUUCGGAUGGGUCUUAAGACAAGUGAUAUUGUCUUGGGCUACGAGAAGGCACAGAACGCUGCCCAGCAGACUCUAGAGGAACUUGUAUGCGACAAGGUCGAAGACAUCCGGUCACAAGAAGAGCUCAGCAAGGCAAUCCGCACAGUCGUCGCAGCCAAGCAGUCGGGCAGCGAAGACUUCCUCGCUGGCCUCGUCGCCGAAGCCGUCCUCGCCGUCCUCCCCAAGAACCCCACCAACUUCAACGUGGACAACGUCCGUGUAGUCAAGAUCAUGGGCGGCAGCCUAGAGCAGAGCAAGGUCGUCAAAGGCAUGGUUUUCGCAAGACAGCCGGACGGUAUCGUCACAAAAGCGACCAAGGCCAAAGUCGGCGUAUUCUCCUGUCCAAUAGACAUCUCACAGACCGAGACCAAGGGCACGGUGCUGCUACACAAUGCCAAAGAAAUGAUGGACUUUACAAAGGGCGAGGAACAGCAGGUCGAGCAGGUCAUUAAAGAGCUUCACGACUCCGGGAUGAGGGUAGUGGUUGCUGGGUCAACUAUUGGAGAGCUGGCACUGCACUACCUCAACCGCUACAACAUCCUCGUCAUUAAGGUUCUUUCCAAGUUCGAACUCCGCCGGUUAUGCCGCGUGGUUGGUGCUACACCGCUCGCUCGUCUCGGAGCACCCAUGCCAGAUGAGAUGGGCACCGUCGACAUCGUCGAGACACUAGAGAUCGGCGGCGAUCGCGUAACGGUAUUCAGACAAGAGAACGAGCAGACACGGACAGCGACCCUCGUCCUACGGGGCGCUACCCAGAAUCACCUCGAUGACGUAGAGCGUGCCAUCGAUGACGGUGUCAACGUUGUCAAGGCCAUCACCCGCGACCCGCGAUUAGUACCCGGUGCCGGAGCGACAGAGAUGCAGCUCAUCGAGAGGAUCAAGGCCAUCGCAGACAGGACAUCUGGACUCGCGCAGUACUCGAUCCGCAAAUACGCUGAAGCUUUCGAGGUCAUCCCAAGAACUCUCGCCGAGUCAGCAGGCCUCGAUGCAACAGAAGUACUCGCGAGGUUGUACGUUGCACAUGCCGCCCAGAAGGGCCGAAAGGACGAUGAGUGGUCUGUUGGUGUUGAUAUCGAGAAUGAUGACAACACUGGUACCCUUGAUGCCAAGAAGGAGGGCAUCUUGGAUCUCUGGGUCAGCAAGAGUUGGGCCAUAAAACUGGCCACUGAGGCUGCAAGGACGGUUCUUAGCGUCGAUCAGAUCAUUGUUGCAAGGCAAGCCGGUGGGCCGAAGAUGCCUGGAAAGGCACAGCAGGGCAACUGGGAUCAGGACGACUAA
Cucurbitaria berberidis CBS 394.84 is the source of this 1668-nucleotide messenger RNA. Its product is annotated as t-complex protein-like protein 1. Gene Ontology annotation, cellular component: chaperonin-containing T-complex. Gene Ontology annotation, molecular function: ATP binding; ATP hydrolysis activity; ATP-dependent protein folding chaperone. Bases 1 to 1668 code for a protein of 555 amino acids. The record is from RefSeq and is a predicted model, not a curated record. Lineage: Eukaryota; Fungi; Ascomycota; Dothideomycetes; Pleosporales; Cucurbitariaceae. The transcript has 3 exons. Gene Ontology annotation, biological process: protein folding.